GAACGAGACAGCUCACCCGACACUCUCCGGAUCAAGCUGCCCACACCAUCCACUUUUCUCCGAACAAACAAAUUUCCAAUACGUCUCUCUCUCUCUCUUUCUCGCAAGCAAAAGCCAAUGAAAUCGAAAGCGUAUGCAAGAGGAUCGACAGUCAAUUUUUCUCCAAUACACGACUGAUCAAUCUUCCGAAGCAAAGACUUGUCUCUAUGCGAUUUCCCCCAAAUUUGUUCUAUUCUUGAUUUCUUAGCUCAAUCCAAUUUUUAGCAUCCCAAUAAUUUCCUUGUCCGGUUAUUAGUUUUUUGGGGAAUAAAUUUACCGAAAGCUAAAAGGAGGUGAUAAUCGAUGUCGCCAGCUCCAAUUGAGCAGACAUUACAGGAAUCGAGUUCUUGCUUGAGAUCCUCGUCUGUUGAUGACAAUCGCGGUCGUUUUGCGAGCCUCAGAGGCGUACAGUGGCGCAUAAAUCUCGGGGUUUUACCGUCGUCUUCUUCUUCAUCUCCUUCUCCUUCGAUUGAUGAUCUUCGCCGUGUCACUGCUGAUUUCCGGAGGAGGUAUGCGGGUUUAAGAAGGCGUCUUUUAGUUGAUCCACAUGUACCCAAGAAUGGAAGAAAUUCACCUGAUCUUGUCAUGGACAACCCACUCUCACAGAACCCAGAUAGCACCUGGGGUCGCUUCUUUCGAAAUGCGGAACUGGAAAAAAUGGUUGAUCAGGAUCUAUCCCGUUUAUACCCAGAACAUGGAAACUACUUUCAGACACCUGGAUGUCAAGGCAUGUUAAGGCGAAUCUUGUUGCUGUGGUGCCUUAGACAUCCGGAGUAUGGAUACAGACAAGGAAUGCAUGAACUUUUGGCUCCUCUGUUAUAUGUUCUUCAAGUUGACACUGAGAGACUUUCUGAAGUGCGGAAACUUUAUGAAGACCACUUCACUGACAAAUUUGAUGGCUUAUCAUCUCAUGAGAAAGAUCUUAUUUAUAAUUUUGAUUCCAAAAAACUUGUCGAUUCCAUUGGAGAUGAGAAUAACUCACAUGGUAAUGCAAUGACAGUUGGGAGUCUUGAUGAUCUGGAUCCUGAGAUAAGGACAAUUGUAAUGCUAAGCGAUGCUUAUGGUGCUGAAGGUGAGCUGGGUAUUGUAUUAUCUGAGAAAUUUAUUGAACAUGAUGCCUACUGUAUGUUUGAUUCUUUGAUGAGUGGGGCACAUGGCUCCAUUGCCAUGGCAGAUUUCUUUGCUCCUGCCCCUACAGGUGGGUCCCACUCUGGCCUACCUCCAGUCAUUGAAGCUUCUGCUGCAUUGUACCAUUUGUUGUCAAUCGUCGAUUCAUCUUUGCAUAGUCAUCUUCUUGAGCUUGGUGUGGAGCCCCAGUACUUUUCACUUCGCUGGUUGCGUGUUUUAUUUGGACGAGAGUUUUCACUUGAAAAUCUUUUGAUAGUUUGGGAUGAGAUUUUUGCAGCAGAUAGUUGUAAUAUAGAGAACAAUACUGAGGAUGAUAUAGGUUCGAGCUUCAGGAUACUUGGAUCACCUCGUGGAGCAUUUAUUUCUGGCGUUGCAGUUUCCAUGAUACUUUACAUGAGAUCUUCCUUACUCGCAACUGAAAAUGCAACUUCAUGUCUACAGAGACUGUUGAAUUUUCCAGAGAAGAUAAAUUUGCAAAAGCUGAUGGAGAAGGCAAAAUCAUUACAGGGUCUUGCAUUGGACACUAAUAUCAUGUCCUCUCAUUUGUCUAAUGAAGCAUAUAAUGAUAGUAAAUCAGCUGUGCCGAGAUCUCAAAGCCUUCCAUCUCAUUCUAUUUCCCCCAAAACUCCACCAAAUGUGGUACCUGAAAGCUAUUGGGAAGAAAAAUGGAGAGUUAUGCAUAAGGCUGAAGAACUUAGGCAAAAUAGUUUAGGAAAAGAAAACCCAACACAGAAGAAAAGAUGGUCAGAAAAAGUAAGAUUGCGCCUAUCAAGAAGAGAAUCUGCCCCGUCUCCAGCAAAAGUUAAAAAUGUUACGAAUGACCCUAGGUCAUUUGUCAGGCGAAAUUUGUUAGAAGAUUUGUCCAGGGAACUGGGCUUGGAUAAACAUAGUGAGGAAGCAGGCUGCCACGAAGCUUUUAGCCCGAAGCACCCUCUAGCUGCUGAAGUUGAGCCUGGAGAAGACAUUGUUCAUAAAAACUUCACUUGCACGGGUGAAGAGGGAUGUUUAAAUGGAAAUGUUGGCAGUGAGGAAAACUCGUCUGUAUUCUCAGAUCCAUCAAGUCCUCGUAGCGGUGAUAACGACCUUGAAAAUGAGUCAGAAAAAAGUAGCUCCACAUCAAAUAUAUCCAUUGAUGAAAACGAUGGCCAGCCCCCAACUGCAGCAGAAGAAUCAACUCUUCCAAUUUCAGAUCCCCCUGAAAAUCGUGAUACAGAUUCUGAAUGCAACGAUGAAUUUGUGGGGAAACCAGUGACAGGAUUGAAGGAGUGGAAGCUUCUAUCCGGUAAGUUUCAGUGGUUUUGGAAAUUUGGGCAGGCUGCUUCUGGUGAGGGCACAUCUGAGAAAGGACAAGCGGCGGUUGAGGCUUCCAACUCUUCUGCUGGUGGAAGUAAUCAGAGCAAUGCAUUGGAUUCUUCUGCUGCGAAUGAACCUUGUAUUGCUUCAUCUAGUGGCAAAGGAGAUGUCGUGGACCAGAAUGUGAUGGGCUCGUUGAGAAAUCUAGGACAGUCUAUGCUGGAACAUAUUCAGGUAAUUGAGUCUGUUUUCCUGCAAGAACGGGGUCAGGUCGGAUCGCUGGAGAACUUUUCCAAGAAUGUUCUGGUUGAAAAAGGACAAGGGACGGCCAUUACAGCUCUUAAAGAGCUCCGUAAAAUCAGCAAUCUCUUAUCUGAGAUGUAAAUUGAGCUCCAUUUAUAUUUUAUACCUGUAUAUACAUUUGUUCGUUAUCAUUUUUAGUGACUUCUCUGUUUAAUAAAACCGAAUUUUUGGAACUUUUGGAGAGGCAAACAUAUAAAUACCAAUUUCGGUCAUCAUUCUUGAA
Molecule: messenger RNA, 2986 nt
Organism: Tripterygium wilfordii
Lineage: Eukaryota; Viridiplantae; Streptophyta; Magnoliopsida; Celastrales; Celastraceae
Exons: 5
Coding region: 343-2844 (833 amino acids)
Biological process (GO): activation of GTPase activity
Molecular function (GO): GTPase activator activity
Source: RefSeq, a predicted model, not a curated record